UUACAUUAGUUAGUUAGGUUAGAUUAGCUGAAGUAAAAAUAAAUAAAUUAAAUAUUUAGCAUUCAUUAUUAUCUGAAUGAUUUUUCUCGAAAAUUAUGAACUCCUGUCUAUUUUAUGAAGUUUUACUUUAUUUAAAUGCAUUCUAUUUUGGAAUGUUUGGAGCUUGUGAGGUUGGAAUAGCAUUACUAAAAUACGCAAAGUUUACAUAUUCUGGAAAUGCAAUGUUAACAGAAUUUUUAUUAUUAACAUUCUUUUGUUUUUUGGAAACUGGUCGAAUAUGGUUGGGGCGUAUGGGUAAUUUUACUGAACGAGCAAUUCCUGUUAUAUUCUCAACUUUAUUAAUUUUACCAGCUUCAGCUGCUGUUGUGUACUUUCUAAUUUGGCAAGCGUAUAUUUUACGUUUAGAAUACAUCCUUUGUAGCGUCCAAUUACUUCUACAUGCAACUGAAUUAGUAUUUGCAUUUUUAUGUAUUAUGCCUUCGUCCAGGAAACCAGUUUACGAUUAAAGAACAACGCACAAGCCUGAUGGGAAUAGGCUCCCAGCUAAAUUGUUUGAAUUUUUAUUAUGUUGUUCUAAGCACUCUGAAAAAAAAAUGUCUCAAUGGCUGCAAAGAAAAAAUAAUGAACAGUUUUGAAGUUAUUAAUCAUUUUCUCCACUGGUAAAGCAAUAUUUUAUUCUCAUUUUAAUACAAGCAGUUAAUCACAUUUUAUUGUAACCAUGGAGCUGGUAUUGUAUCAAAAAUUAUUACAUAAUGUACGGAUUUCAUGGUUACAACAAACUACUUACAAUGAAAUAAGUAUAUAAAAUAUUGUAAGUAUAUAAAAUAGUAUAAAAAAUAUUGCUUUACCUAUUGGCGAAGAAAAUGUUUAAAUAAUUCCAAAACAAUUCAUUAUUCUUUCUUGCGCCCAUUGAGGCAUUUAUUCAGAAUGCUUAGAAAGAAGCCUUUUCAUCAUAUCAUAAGCGCAAGUGUAGAGUUUUUUUCCCGGACUCACAGUAAUAAGUUGGACCAAGAUAGAAGACCUUUGUUAUUCAUUUUAUCAUAUUUGGUUAUAAAUUAUUUAGUCCGAAACAAAAGUGAGUCGUGAUUUUAAAAUUAAAAGGUCUCUUACCCUUAUUAACAUAUCAAAAGUUCAUGCAAUUUAGCUGGAAGCCAAUAUCCAUAAGAUUUGUGCGUAGUCAUUUCAGUUUACUAGGACACUAGGAGGUAGUUUUUUUUUUUUAUUAAAAGACUACAUUUCCAGUAUUACUUUGGUUAUUAAACUUUUGUUAAUUUCUAGUCAAUUACACGACGAAGUUUAGUAACUAUUUUUGAUCUCAAAAGAUAACUGCUGUUCUAGUCAAGUGAAUUAAGGUCUGGGCUCUGGAAUGUGUCUUUAAUAUUUUAAAUAUUAAAUGGUGUGUUUUAAGAUUUCCCCGUAAUUCUUUCUGUAUUAAAACUAGUUUAAUUUUAUUCCCCUAUAAUAACUGCCUCCUAGAUUUUAAAUGGUUUUUUUGUUUUAUAGACUAAAAGGAAUGUUUUCGUACUUAAUAAGAAAGUAAUUAAAAAAAGGAAAAUUUCAUAGUUAUUAUUUAAAGAAUCGAUUGCCUAUUAUUGUUGGGAGUAAAUCGGCUAUAAAAUAAUAUUCACUUCUAUAUUCGGCCUUGCUAUUACCUACACAAAAGACCAACUAUUAUGAAAAUUUAAUCUUAAUCUUUUAUAAUCAUUUUGGAUGAGUAUAAUUUAGAUUUUAGAAUAUAAUAAGACAAAAUUUUUACGAUCAAUUUCAAAAUUUCAUAUACCCACACAACAAUUUUCACAUAUAUAAAACUUAUCAAAAUACCAACCUACUAUUUAAAAUGAAAAUGGAGCGAAAUAUCC
Messenger RNA from Chrysoperla carnea, 1859 nucleotides. RefSeq lists its product as uncharacterized. Gene Ontology annotation, biological process: non-motile cilium assembly. Bases 96 to 506 code for a protein of 136 amino acids. Gene Ontology annotation, cellular component: ciliary transition zone. The record is from RefSeq and is a predicted model, not a curated record. The transcript has 2 exons. NCBI's taxonomy places the organism in Eukaryota, Metazoa, Arthropoda, Insecta, Neuroptera, Chrysopidae.